GAUUCUUGUAACACCCGGAUACGUGGCGAGAGACAACUGUCGAAUAUUAAGGGCCAGUAUUCACCAGGGAGAUGGUGUCCUGUUCAAAGGACCCUACUGUGGGUUCGAGUCCUGUUCUAUGGCUAUGACGAUCAUUAUGAGAGCAGCCAUCCUCCCGAUAUCACAGUGGACCAGGGACAUUGUCACACACAGCUUGAUAGCAGGACAUCGUUUGUAUAGCAUGGUGAUGUACAAGACAUGCGUCAAGCUUCAUCCCGAAAUGAUAAGAGCUUGCUUUAACCUACCAGGACGAUAUUUGCAAGUCCGAGAGUUUGAUAUCGUGACGAAGUGUGUGCUGCUCUUUGAAAAUUUGUUCACCUUACAUUUUGAAGACGAAUCCCAGCUUUUCGGAACUCUAUCGGAUGGUUAUAAUCCAAAAAGCCCAGAAGAAGGUCCGGGAAAGACAUUACUUGAUGCCCUCUGGGAACUGUUCGAUAAACAUAGUGCAGGUAUUUUCAUUGCAGGUAAUAAACCAAUUGCUGUUAU
Messenger RNA from Lymnaea stagnalis (great pond snail), 525 nucleotides. NCBI's taxonomy places the organism in Eukaryota, Metazoa, Mollusca, Gastropoda, Lymnaeidae. The record is from the annotation of a GenBank genome assembly.